Molecule: messenger RNA, 986 nt
Organism: Erinaceus europaeus (western European hedgehog)
Lineage: Eukaryota; Metazoa; Chordata; Mammalia; Eulipotyphla; Erinaceidae
Product: condensin complex subunit 2-like
Exons: 6
Coding region: 30-656 (208 amino acids)
Biological process (GO): mitotic chromosome condensation
Cellular component (GO): condensin complex
Molecular function (GO): chromatin binding
Source: RefSeq, a predicted model, not a curated record
UGUACUUUCAUUCAUUCUAGUUACAUAGGAUGUCCCAAGAUCAGAAAGCAGGGACCGAACAUUAUGAAGAAAUUGAAGACUAUGAUUACAACAACCCAAACGACACCUCCAACUUUUGCCCUGGAUUACAGGCUGCUGACAGUGAUGAUGAAGUAUCAGGUGACUUAUUUGUGGGAUCAGCUGGGAGCUUUGACCAUACACCUAAUUCUUGCCACCCACCUGAAACAAUACAAGAGAAUGGUGAUGCACCUGAAGGCCGAGGCUUAGACAUCACUACUUAUGGCGAGUCAAAUCUGGUAACUGAGCCUCAGAAGGUAAACAAAAUUGAAAUUCACUAUGCCAAGACUGCCAAAAAGAUGGACAUGAAAAAAUUGAAGCAGAAUAUGUGGAAUUUGCUGACAGAAUUCUCUAAGCAAACAGACACAGAGAUAAACCACAGUGAGACUGGAAAAGAAGGGGACCCAGAGAAGAUGUCUGAUGAGAAGAUGCUCAGUGGGCUGACAAAGGACCUGAAAAAGAGCCUGCCUUCCCUCAUGGCCCAGAACCUUUCUAUACCUCUGGCCUUUGCCUGUCUCCUCCAUUUAGCUAAUGAAAAGAAUCUGAAGCUGGAAGGAACCGAGGAUCUUUCUGAUGUUCUUGUGAGGCAGGAGGAUUGAGCUCGGGAGAAGUCAGCAGCUGAGGUCACCUCAUUUCUUCAGUGAGCAGCACGCCUCCAUCAGUGCUUCAGGGCCGUGGACUUGUGGCGAGGCGACAUACAUAGUAAUUGCUGGAGAGCACUUUUCUCUCCCUCACAGCUCGGGAACCGGCACCCUGAUGCUCUGUCCUUGAUUCCAGUUUUUGUUUGUUUUUUGUUUUGCCUCAUGGUGACCUUUACCAAAGACCUUUUCGGUUUUAAACAGCCACCUAAUGCAUGUACAUAAAAGAUGCCACAUUACUCUUAUGAAUGUACAUAUGUAAAUGCUUAGAAAUAAAAUCAUUUUGAGAAA